AUGAAGACCAUCCAGACCCUUCCCAUGGCCAUGAUGCUCUCUGGUAUUAUCGCUGGAGAGUUCCCAUCUAUGCCAGGCAUGGGCAUGAAGGGUGGAGAGGGAUCUGCCCCAGCUGAACCGCCUGCUCCUACUGGUAUGGCGGGCGGCAAUUCUAACAACUGCCCUCCUGCCGUGCCCGUCACCGUCACGGAGCCAGUCUACAUUACCGUAACGGAAUGCCCACCAGUGGCUCCCGAGGCUCCUCCACCUCCAGGAGCGCCCGUACCUCCUCCUCAGGCCACUGGUCCUGUCCCCGAGGCUCCUCCUGCUCCGCCCGCGCCUGAGGGACCUCCGCAGCCUCCUCCUCCUGGCGGAGAGUCAGGCCCUCCCCCGCCUGAAGAGCCCGUGCCAGUACCUCCUCCCGGAGGAGAAACUGGUCCUUCUGGCCCUCAGGAAACAGGUCCCAGCACCAGCCCUGAGAAACCCAUCGUCCCUCCUCCUUCUGGGCCCUCUCAGACCCCAGUUAACCCCCCUGCUGUGCCCGUCGCCGCUGGUAACAGGGCCACUUGGAGUCUAGGAGCUCUCGUUGUGGCAGGAGUCGUUGCUUUGGCACUCUAA
Molecule: messenger RNA, 597 nt
Organism: Fusarium pseudograminearum CS3096
Lineage: Eukaryota; Fungi; Ascomycota; Sordariomycetes; Hypocreales; Nectriaceae
Exons: 3
Coding region: 1-597 (198 amino acids)
Source: RefSeq, a predicted model, not a curated record